AUGGCCAACGCCGCGGCGGCAGGGACCUGCGCAGUGAUUUUUGACGUCGGCUCUGGGCAGCGACUGCUAUAUUGGGAAGAAGCCCAGUCCAAAAUGGGUAUUUUGUCUUUUACUUACCCAAUGGAAAAUGGGGUAGUUACAUCCUGGGUUGUCAUGGAGAAGGUUUGGAGAGACUUAUACAAACAUGAACUUAAAAUGAAACCGCAGGAGGGGCCAGCACUGCUGACCAAGACCCCUCUCAAUCCUUUGUCCCACCAUGAAAAAAUGGCUGAGACGAUGUUUGGAAGCUUCCAGGUACCUGCUCCUUUCGUGACUCUGCACACUCACAGCCCUGUACGCCUGUGCCCGACAACGCAACCAGUGCUGGACUGUGGCAGUGGUGUCACCGUCACGGCUCCUGUCUACAAAGUGUUACAUGGCAUUUCCAGGCUGGAUUUUGCAGGCAGAGGUGUGACCAAAUACCUUGCCAGGCUCCUCUCAGAGACCCGGCACUCCUUUGUAAGCACAGCAGAGAGAGAAGUUGUCAGGGAUAUGAAGGAGAAGCUGUGCUGUGUUGCUUUUGAUCCUAGCCAAAAUAUGUAG
Charadrius vociferus (killdeer) is the source of this 582-nucleotide messenger RNA. RefSeq names its product actin-like. Lineage: Eukaryota; Metazoa; Chordata; Aves; Charadriiformes; Charadriidae. The record is from RefSeq and is a predicted model, not a curated record.